Phycodurus eques (leafy seadragon) is the source of this 2000-nucleotide messenger RNA. It is a transcript of the gene chic1, whose product is annotated as cysteine-rich hydrophobic domain 1. The transcript has 6 exons. NCBI's taxonomy places the organism in Eukaryota, Metazoa, Chordata, Actinopteri, Syngnathiformes, Syngnathidae. The coding region runs from base 16 to 522 and encodes 168 amino acids. The record is from RefSeq and is a predicted model, not a curated record.
UCUCGCUGCCCCAACAUGGCGGACUUUGACACCAUUUACGAGUUAGAAGACGACGACGAAGACGAGCGCGUCGUCAUCGAGGAGCACUUGUCCAGAUACUGCCCGGAACCGGUUGUAAUGCGCGGAGCCGGACACAUCACAGUGUUUGGGCUGAGCAACAGAUUUGAUACAGAGUUCCCAUCCAUUCUCACGGGAAAGGUGGCGCCGGAAGAGUUCCGCACCAGCGUGAGUCGCGUCAACGCCUGCCUGAGGAAGAACGUGCCCGUCAAUGUCAAGUGGCUGCUGUGCGGGUGUCUGUGCUGCUGCUGCACGGCCGGAUGCAGCUUGUGGCCCGUCAUAUGCCUCAACAAGAGGACAAGAAGGUCCAUUCACAAGCUGUUAGAAUGGGAGAACAACAGAUUGUACCACAAGCUGGGCCUGCACUGGAAGCUGAGCAAAAGAAAAUGUGAGAGCAGCAACAUGAUGGAAUAUGUGAUUCUUAUAGAAUUCUUACCCAAGUAUCCAAUACUGAGACCAGACUGAGGAUGCAGCCUGCACCCCUUUUUCCUCUUCAGUGCCUUGCCGGAAUGAAAAAAAAUUGAUCGACGACUCCCCAACCCCAGUGCAGCUGUACGUGGAACUCGUGCCACACUGUCACUUUGCUUUUGGGCGCAUUUUGCACAGCCAACGAGACAAGACGCCCCCCUUGUUGCACUCCAGUUUAUUUUUAUUUUUGCAGGGGGUGGGGGUCAAGAACUCGUGAAUUGAAUUUAUAGACCCGGAGGAAGACGUUACGGCCUUAUAUUAAAAUGUUUUUUUGGUUGUAAAAUGGAAGGUUAAUUCAUUGCUGCGCUGGCUUUUCUCUGUUCCACGUCUUGGCAAGUCUCCUUCCCUCUUUGUAAAUACUGUUAACAUCAAAUGUCCAUUGUUUACAUAUUAGCAGUUUAGUUGUUGUUGCCAAUUAAUUGCUGUACUAUAGUUUUUCUAGUUCGUAUGGACCUGUUUAACUUGUAAGCCAUAUACAGUAUAUGUAGUUCAAGAGAAUCUUAUAUGCGUCACAGUGUUGAAGCUGUCGUGUUUGCCAACAAGGAAGAUUGGAACCCUGUAUUUGUGUCAUCGUUUUUGUUGAGUUUACAGGUGUCAAACUCAAGGCUGAGGCCAGAUAAAACUAAAGUCAAUAGUUAGUUGGGUUUUUUUUCAUGCUAAAUGGAUUUGCUCUUUUUAUUUUAGCAGAAAAUCUUUUCCAAACGUUAUUUCACCUCAACUGUACAUUGAUUUCUGAUUUAAAAUUAAAUCUGUUGUUAACAAUUACAUGCAUGGGCAAUUUUGUAUCUGUAAUAAUAUGGUUCAGUGAUUUAAACAUUUACAGUAUAUGGUUUUCACUUGGUUUGGGGAAAAGGGGGGGCGGUCCAUAUCCAUGAGAAUUUAAACUGGGGAAUUUUGUAUUCAGUAUUCCAAAUUAGAAACUUUCCAUGGAAAUUCACUGGGAAUUGAGUGUAAUAUAAUGGAACUGGAUCAAGCAUACACCUGUUUUUGUCAUAAGCAGACGUCAUGCAAAUUAGAUCGCUCUCUUUGCCCACAUGUGAGGGCAUUACAUGACCUUAAUUGCUAAAUUCUACUCGAAUGGUGGCAUAUCCAAGCCUGUUCACAUCUCAAAUUUUCACUCACAACACACACAAUCAACCAAGUGAGUCAUAACGGCAUUCUGAAGGAAACCAUAACUAUGAUGUGGCCCACGGUUAAAAUGAGUUUGACACCCCUGAUUUAAUUUCAUCCCAACGUGCUGUUAUUUGGCCUCUGUUAUUAAGAUAGAAGAGCAGAUGGUUCCUUUCUGUUUCUUUCUUCCAAAGCUGCAUCCAUUUGUACUAACUAGAGUGCCUUUCCCAUAGCUGAACCACAGAACCCUGCAGGCUGAAAUUUUGUCCUGUUACCAUUUCUUCUUUUGUUUGUCCACAUUAACAAAAUUCUCUCUCUCUCCCUCUCUCCCACACAACCAAAUAAAAACUAAGUUGGAAUUUUCA